UUUGUUUGUUUCUUGGCCAGUUGUUCUUGGUUGGAGUGUUGAAGAUCUCCAUGGCAGACAUGUUGGGCACUAAUUAAGUCAGUGGCAUUUGAGAAAGGAGUGUUGCCUCAGGGCUACAUGGGUAAUUUAGGCGAGCAGCUAAAAUUGGUUGGGCUUUGCUUUGCACUCGAAUGCUUUUCAACAGGAAGCGGAUCGUCAUCGUCCCAUCAACAUCGAUCUUGAUCCCAGCUCACCUCCUUAUUGAUUGAAGCCCACGAACUCGAAGAAGAAGAAAUGGCGUUGCUUAGCUACUAAUAAUUAGCAUGUUGAGCUGCAAAGAGAACACGGUUUCCAUUCUCCUGCCACACAAAUAAUACUUCCUGUGCAGUGUGGAAGAGAGAAGAAGAAUAUAAAAAGGAAACAAAGAGGCGAACGACUACUUUCAGACUUUCAGGAGCCUUUAUUUCGAAAAAGGAAAGAUCUUUAAGAGUAGUAGAUAGCACAGUUGAACAGGGAAGGCGAGGGGAGGAAGUGGGAGGAGGAGAGUAGGAAAAAAAAAGGGAUGGAUUUUAGCUCAUUCGUGACGUCCCUGGGGACGUCGUUCAUAAUCUUCGUGGUGUUGAUGCUGGCCUUCACCUGGUUGCAGAGGAACCCCGGCAACGCCGUCAUCUACUAUCCCAACCGCAUCCUCCGGGGCUUGGACCCCCUGGAAGGGCGGAUCGGCACUAGGAAUCCCUUGGCGUGGAUCAGGGAGGCCGUGAGAGCCUCCGAGGCCGACGUCAUCGCCGCCGCCGGCGUCGACGCCGCCGUCUACCUCGUGUUCGUCGGCUCCGUCUUAGCGAUACUGGUUCUCUCUGGAAUUGUUCUGCUGCCAAUUCUUCUUCCAGUGGCUUCAACUGAACCUGCACCAUUUUCCACGGAUAGCAAUAGUGAGGGAAGCUUCAAGAACCUUGACAAAUUGACCAUGGGGCAUGUCAAUAAGAGAAGUCCUAGGUUAUGGGCAUUUUUACUUGGGAUAUAUUGGGUUUCUUUUGCAACGUACUAUGUGCUAUGGAAAGCAUAUGAACAUGUCACUGAUCUAAGAGCUGGAGCGAAAAUAAGUCCAGAAGUAAGGCCCGAAGAGUUUGCGGUAUUGGUGAGAGACAUACCAGCAGCUGCGGCAGGUCAAUCUAUGAAGGAUCAUGUGGAAUCAUACUUUAGAUCACUUCACCCGGAAACAUUUUACAAGUCCAUGGUUGUCACGGAUAACAAAGAGGCUGAUAAAAUUUGGGCAGAGAUCGAUGGUUACAAAAAGAAACUUGCUCGAGCAGAAGCAGUGUAUGCAAAGUCGAAAACUACAGGCAAUCCUGAGGGUAUGAGACCAACAAACAGAAUAGGCUUUCUCGGUCUCACUGGCGAAAAAGUCGACACCAUUGAACACUGCAAUGAGAAAAUAAAGGAAUUGGUACCAAAAUUAGAGGCUGAACAAAGUACCACCCUGAGAGAGAAACAAAAACAGGCAGCCAUAGUUUUCUUCAAUAGCAAGCCUGCUGCUGCCUCUGCUGCCCAGACAAUUCAUUCUCAGAAAAUUGAUAGAUGGACGGUAAUAGAAGCUCCCGAGCCACGGCAGUUAAUAUGGACAAACUUGCCGAAGAAGUUCUAUGAGAGACGGAUAAGAUCUCUAGGUGUUUACGGGAUAGUCUUCCUUACUGUUUGCUUCUACAUGAUCCCCAUUGCAUUCGUCUCUGGUUUUACAACUGUGCAAAAUUUGAAGAAGUACCUGCCCUUUACAAAGAAGAUUGUGGAUCAACCAGAGAUUAGAACUGUCUUGGAAGCUUACCUGCCUCAGAUUGCACUCAUUGUAUUCAUGGCUUUACUACCGUCUUUUCUUAUGUUUCUGUCAAAGGCAGAAGGGAUACCCUCCGAGAGUCAUGUAGUGCGAGCUACCUCUGGGAAGUACUUCUACUUCAUAGUUUUCAAUGUCUUCCUUGGAGUAACAAUUGGCGGCGCAUUGAUUGAUUCACUAAAGACUCUUGUUAAUCACCCUGGAGAUAUUACCAGCCUGCUCGGAGAGAGUCUGCCUAAAAGUGCUACUUUCUUCCUCACCUACGUCGCUCUCAAAUUCUUUGUUGGCUAUGGACUUGAACUAUCGCGUGUUGUUCCUCUCAUCAUCUUCCAUCUGAAAAAGAGAUAUCUUUGCAAAACGGAAGCUGAGGUUAAAGAGGCUUGGGCACCUUGCGACUUCGGCUAUGCGACUAGGAUUCCUAAUGACAUGCUUAUCGUCACUAUUGUUCUUUGUUACUCAGUAAUAGCACCUAUAAUCAUUCCUUUCGGAGUGGUUUACUUUGGCCUUGGUUGGCUGAUUGCUCGGAAUCAGGCUCUCAAAGUUUAUGUCCCAAGUUACGAGAGCUACGGCCAGAUGUGGCCUCACAUGUAUUUACGGAUUAUCGCAUCUCUCAUCGUCUAUCAAGUCACCAUGUUCGGUUACAUUGGCUUGUUGAGGGAAUUCUUCUAUGCUCCCUUACUAAUUCCUAUCAUUGUGGCCUCUUUCAUCUUCGCCUAUGUGUGCCAAAAGCACUUCUACCUCGCCUUCUUCCACAAUCCACUAGAGGUUGCAUCCCAGGGUAAGAAGGAGAUCCCAAACAUGGAAGCGAUAUACACAGCUUUCAUUCCACAAUGCUUGACGAACGACAAGUUUGAGGGCGGCGACCAAUUUGAAGAUGCUCGCUCACAGUCACUGAGAACGACGUCGUUUUGAAGAGUCGGAGAAAUCUUGCCUUAAAGAAGAGAAUAGAAGUUACCUUCCAAAACACAUGGCCUUCGUGUACAUGUCAUUGCAUUGUGUUUUCUGUGUUUAGGCUUCUGUUUAUAAAAGUUGUUCCAUUUGGUGUUCGAUGUAGUAGUGAGUGAAGGUCUUUUUCUUGUUCUCUUGGGUUGAGUUUCUAGAGCUUGUCUUAGAAGUAUGUUAGAAUCUAUAUACAAUCUGUUGUGUGGAUGCCACAUACUUUCAAGGACUUUGCAACUAUUCCUUGAUCAUGGGGCUUGCUAAUUGGUUUCUGAUACCAAAAUUCUUCACGAAAUUGUUAUCGAAA
Messenger RNA from Zingiber officinale, 3050 nucleotides. RefSeq names its product CSC1-like protein ERD4. The record is from RefSeq and is a predicted model, not a curated record. NCBI's taxonomy places the organism in Eukaryota, Viridiplantae, Streptophyta, Magnoliopsida, Zingiberales, Zingiberaceae. The transcript has 7 exons. Bases 542 to 2716 code for a protein of 724 amino acids. Gene Ontology annotation, cellular component: plasma membrane. Gene Ontology annotation, molecular function: calcium-activated cation channel activity.